Molecule: messenger RNA, 1373 nt
Organism: Acanthoscelides obtectus
Lineage: Eukaryota; Metazoa; Arthropoda; Insecta; Coleoptera; Chrysomelidae
Source: the annotation of a GenBank genome assembly
CAAAAAUGUAGCAACGUAUGUGUAUAGCUGUACAUUUAAAAUAAACAUCGAAAUGUCAGACUAAAAAACAUAAACAAUCAUUAAUUCGUACAGGAAAGCAAUAUUCAGUACCACGUACCACAUAACGCUAAAACGCUAAAAUCUUGAUAAUCAAAGUCCAAUGAUACAGGCAGUGUGGCCAGGUACAAUGUGUAUACGUUUUCGGUAGAUUUAUGCGAAAUUACGUUUCGAUAGGCAUACAUUUAAGCAGAAAGUAAAAACUUGAAGUACCUUGCUCCAUUCGAUUUUGAAAAUUGAAGAGCGGAAGGGGUUGCAUCAAAUGUAUUUUGUUUUGUUGAGUCAUACAUUAAAUAUAACGAGUGUUUCAAAUUCGACCCCAUUGGGAUCUCAGAAUCAGUAAGAGAUGAAUUUGCUGUCAACCGAUCAGCUGACAUUUGACGUUAUGACAUAACCUCACUUUCUCAACCCUUAACCUCAAACAAACAGUAGGAUGGUUACAAAACAUUUUUAACAAAAAAUAUGACUUUUAUCGACUAUAGUAAUGAAGAAAAAUCUAACAAGUCAAGUGCGACAAAAGAAGAAAAGGCGACAACUACUCUGCCCGAAGAUGCAAGCCAAUGGGGAUAUGAUAUGUACCCUGAACGAAAAGGCACAAGUUCUGGUCCAUAUAAGAAAUCGCGGUCGAUUACAGAUUAUUUAUCAGGAAAAGGAAGAGACAACAUAGAUAAAAUCAGAUGUGAAAGGAACGUGUACAAAUGCGUAAAGGAAAGCCCUCUUGUUAAACUUAUGAUGGGAGCUUUAAGAUCAUCUGGCUGUGGCUUAGAUAUAAGAAGACACAUUGCUUGUGAAGAAUGUGCACCUCAAGUUAGCGGUGGAUAUGAUCCUAUAAUGAACCAGGUGAUCGUCUGCCACAACACCGCCAAAAACGAGGGCAUCGUUCAAGGCGUGCUGACCCACGAACUGAUCCACAUGUUCGACUAUUGCCGGAACGAUUUAGACUUCAAGAACCUCGACCAUCUGGCCUGCACCGAAAUCAGGGCGGCCAACCUUGCGCAUUGCAGCUUCAUGUCGGCGUGGAUGAGCGGCAACGCGUCAGUGUUCAACAUCAAGGAGACGCACCAGGACUGCGUUAAGAGCAAAGCGCUCAGUUCGGUUUUGGCAGCCAGAAGUGGGAUCAGUAAAACUGAAGCCAUCAACGCGAUCGAAAGGGUGUUUCCGAAGUGUUAUCCGGAUUUGGAACCCAUCGGAAGAAGGUUGAGGAGGAAUUCGUACGAUAUGUACAAGGCGUAUGAAGAGGGAUAUUAUUACGGCUAUGAUAUUCCUUAGCGUUUUUGUUGGCAAUAGGAAUUUGUAAUAUAUUUUAUUGUUGCCAU